Messenger RNA from Saimiri boliviensis boliviensis (Bolivian squirrel monkey), 866 nucleotides. RefSeq names its product NADH:ubiquinone oxidoreductase subunit C1 (gene NDUFC1). Gene Ontology annotation, cellular component: respiratory chain complex I; mitochondrion. The record is from RefSeq and is a predicted model, not a curated record. Lineage: Eukaryota; Metazoa; Chordata; Mammalia; Primates; Cebidae.
CUGUGGAGGCCGGGAGCGUCGGGGCAGGCCCCGCCCAUCCUUUCAGUGCGCGGAGCCCUCGAAGCGCCCGCGGAGCUGCCGGAGGCUAGGCGAGUACGGUUCAGACCGCCUCCUCAUCAGAAAUAGCCAGUCUGGCGCCUUCCUGCUAGAUUGACCUUUCAUUCAUUGGAUAGAGUCUCGGACACUGUGUCAUCAUCGUUUUGAGCCUGAAGUGCUAAAAUACAGGUGCAGGUGUUUGAGAACCACGGCAGUAGGUUUGUGAAGCUUUAUUAUGAUCAUGAGUGUAAAUGACAGAAGGCUGAGGCCGGGGUGCUAGGGAACCUUGCCGUGCUGGGAUUCCCGUUGACACCCCGACGGAGCUUGGCUGCAGAGCCCCGGAGUCCCGCACUUCCGCCCGCCAGGUGGCGCUGGUUCUGACGCCGACUCCCGGAGAGACUAAGGCCGGCCACUCAAGAUGGCGCCGUCCGCGUUCCUUCGUCCCUUCUCCCGGCUGCUGGCCCCCGCCAGGCUCCCGAGCCGCUCUUCAGCGCGGUCGAAGUUCUACGCGCGCGAGCCUCCGAAUGCCAAACCUAACUGGCUGAAAGUUGGGUUGUCCGUGGGCACCAGCGUCUUCUUGUGGGUCUAUCUCAUCAGAAAACAUAAUGAAUAUAUUGUAGAGUACAAAAGAAGAAAUGGACUGGAAUAAACUUGAAAUACUAAUAUAGUAUGCUCCAUAUGGUGACUGUAGCUGUUUCUCUGGAUUUACCAUCUGUUGAAUUGUAAAUGUGAGAAAAAAGGUUGUAUGUGACUAUAUACGAAGUCAGCAGUUGUAUUUUGCAUCAUUAAAUGAAAAUAAAUAAAAAAUGCUUCUGUAUUCUUCAGAUAAA